UUUCCGUUUCAGCCACUAACAACUGCAUACACGUUAAGCUACUCCAAAACAUUUCACAAGCCAUAAACUUGUGUUUUUGGUAGCUGUAUGCAGACUUCCAUAUUUGCUAUUCUAUUCAUUCAUGGUGCUUUACUUUGCGUGAACAAGUUUGCGGUUGAACACCUUGUUGUAAUCGACUAAUAUUUGUUUAGUCAUACAGUUUUGCAAUAGUGACAUUCGUCCCUUCUCACGGCCUGUGAUAAAGUAUUGUCAAUAUUGACAUUCCAUAACUAGACUAGCUUAAUAAAUACUCAAUGUUUGAUACAUUUUUAAUAAUUUACUGGAUUUUGUAACGACUAUAUGUUUAAUUUUAUUCGUUGACAUAAUUAUUGGGACUAUCAGACUAAAAUAAUUAAAUGGCCUCCCCCGUGCACAACAUGACAACUCGAAAUACUAGAAACCGAAUUUUACAACCGCAAACAUACCAAGACGUUGCUGACUGCACAACAAUGCAGUGGUCAUGUGGUGCAUGCACUCUGAAAAAUCCCGUGACAAAAUUACUUUGUGACGCCUGUGGAAGUCGUAGGUAUGACAUUCCUGAAGUUGAAGCUGUCCUGGUUGUGAGAAAGGGAGACAAUGCAAGACCACCAAUUCCCAUGAAAAAUAAAGAGAGCAGUACCAGAGCCAUAUCGAUAGAUCCAUCUCGCAAGCUCAUUUUACGAGAGCUGGAAAAUGUCUUUAAUCACAAACCAGUACACGCAAAUUUGACCAAGUCACGAGACAAUUCUCAGAAAUCUGAGAUAGCUCCAAAACUGGAUACUAGCAAAUCUGAUGUUAAAAAGGGGAAAAAUACGGUUCACUUUGAAAAGGGGUUUUGGAGUUGUGAGUCAUGCACCCUCCUUAACAGUUGUGAUGUCGUAAUUUGUACUGCUUGUGAACAACCAAAGUCGGAGGAAAGUACAAGAACUGUGCAAAAGUCAGCCGUAAACCGGAGGAAAAGCAAUGAUCCUCGAGGACCUGUGAAAUUAGGGGUGAAAGAAACAUAUGACGAUAUUGUUUCUACAUGUGUAGCACUUCAGGAAGAAUUUGUUGACGAUUCUUUUCCUCCUGGACCCAAAGCACUGUUUGUAAACGGGAGGACGCCUGUUGAAAAAAUCCUUGUUCCCAGCGCUUGGCUGCGCCCUUCAGAAAUAUCCUGCAAGGAUAUGGGGCCUCGUAACACGAAACUAAAUUGGUCCGUAAUGUGUGACACCACAGAUCCUUCAGACAUUUAUCAGGGAAGUUUGGGAGAUUGUUGGUUGAUGGGGAGCCUGGCCAUGAUUACCGAGCGCAAGGAAUUACUGGACAAUAUCGUUCGAACAAAGGAAAUUAACAAAGCUGGGGCCUACAUAAUUCGACUGAAUCAUUUUGGUAGAUGGAAAGAUGUUAUCGUAGAUAAUUUACUACCCUGUGACCAAAAUCAGCGGCUGAUUUAUGCAAAGGGGAAACGUAAGCAGUUGUGGGUGCCUUUAAUCGAAAAGGCGAUGGCCAAACUUCACGGAAGUUAUGAAGCCUUGAUUGGAGGAUCUAACGCAGAAUCACUAACGACUUUGACGGGUUUUCCAUGUCAUUCUAUCCUUCUGACGUCUGAAACCUUAGACAUAGAUUUAACAUGGGCCACGUUAGUGUCAAGUGCUGCUGCAGGGUUCUUAAUUGGCACUGGAACUCAUGGUCGUAAUUCGAUGAAGAUGGAGGAAAAUGAAAACAUGGGUCUCAAGGCCAAACAUGCUUAUUCGAUAUUGGAAGUCAACGAUGAAUGUGGUCCAAGGCUUGUCAAGUUAAGAAACCCGUGGGGAAAAGAAUCGUGGAAUGGGGACUGGUCCGCUAACUCUGACCUGUGGACUCAGUCCAUGAAAAAUAAGCUAAAAUUAAGUUCUAACGAGAAAGGCACAUUCUGGAUGUGUUUUCAGGAUUUCAUAAAACAUUUUGAGGUGCUUGAUAUUUGCAGAAUUCGACAAAACUGGGAGUUUAAUAGUUUUCAGGGCAUUUUUGUACCGUUUGCGGACACAAUUAGUCACCCUUGUUAUGCCAUCCAAAUUGAUCGCCCUACUGAAUUGGAUAUUACUCUGUUCCAAAGUUCUUGGUUAAGAGGUCGUAAGAACCCGCAGUCUAUCGUUCCUGACGUUGCCCUUGUAUUACUAAAAUCGAAUUCAGUACGAUCAGGUUGUAUUGACGAAGCGAAAAAUUGGACAUUGAUAAAAUAUACGGCACGAGUCAAGGAACGAGACGUCAAUCUGAAUUUAAUGGUUGACCCAGGAGUUUAUUACCUAAUUCCCGUUUCCUUCAGUUAUUUCACAAGUGAUGAUAAAUCUGACACAUAUCCCGAGUUUGAGAUUUCUAUCCACUCAUCACGAAAUAUAUCUUGCAAUCUUAUUAGACCACCGAAGUACUUACUGGCCGAUUUAAUUAUAAAAGUUGGAUUGAAUUGUUGUGAUGUCCUAAAAACGAGUGAUUCUAAUGUGAAAUUAUAUCACAAUCUUAACCACCAUGCGUUUGGAAGAGGAUCGCUAUAUAUCGCGGAAAACAAGCACAAAAAUCGUUCGAUAAUUGUGGAAGUUAACCACGAGUUAAGUUAUAAUGUUACUGGAACAAGAAAUUUGAAAACAAUUGAUUGUGUUCCGCCAAAUUCCAGGCAAAUCAUCAAUAUCUUGACUGUGACAGAUAAUCUGGUCUCAUACAAAUUGCAUUUUUCAUUACAAACACGUGUUCUCUCAUCUCACCACAACGAUGAUGACAUAAUUAAAAAAAUGGGAUAUAGUGGAUCGCAUGUUCCGGAAUUAAAUCAAAAUAAUUACAGCCUGCAUGGUCCCAGACCAAUUUAAUACCUCGAAUGAGCACACAUUACUUAAUUUACUGUCCUCCUACAAAGUACUGUACUUGUUUUUAUUUAAUUCGUGUGGUGCAUAUUGAUGGUUCACUCAUCAAGUUUCUGCGCCUCGUGUGACUCUGACAAUGUAUUUUCUUAAAUAAAUAUCUCAAAUAUCUUAAUUUCAAAGAA
Messenger RNA from Folsomia candida, 3016 nucleotides. Its product is annotated as calpain-D. The coding region runs from base 396 to 2840 and encodes 814 amino acids. Gene Ontology annotation, biological process: proteolysis. Gene Ontology annotation, cellular component: cytoplasm. Lineage: Eukaryota; Metazoa; Arthropoda; Collembola; Entomobryomorpha; Isotomidae. Gene Ontology annotation, molecular function: calcium-dependent cysteine-type endopeptidase activity. The transcript is spliced from 13 exons. The record is from RefSeq and is a predicted model, not a curated record.